UCUAAGCAGAGGCCUUACUUCCAUCGUUCCACCACCUGGUUCUCGUUUUUCUUCCUCAUUUUAAAACCCUAUCCCCCACUUCACCCUCUCUCUCUCUCUCUCUCUCUCUCUCUCUCAAACCCACAUUUAUUUUUUUUAUCAUCACCCGAAUAUCUUGUAUCUCCAAACAGCUCUUUGCUUGCUUUGUUCUUUUCAAAUCGAAUCUAUUCCAUUAGUUUUCUCGAGCACCCAGUUGUCAAAAAUGGAUUUUUUGAAUACCCAUUUGCCUAAAAUCGAAUCUUUUCCUUCUUCAUCACUCUCGAAUCUCUCAAAACCUUGAAAAAAAAAUGGAUUCGUCUGCGUUUUAAACCCUAGACAGAGGCCUUUUCACGAGAUUCUGAUUAAUGGGUAGAAGAGAUUUGCAAGUUUUGGAGGUCAAAAAAGAUGGGUUUUUCUCAAGUUCUGGAUUGGGGCUUCAAUGGAGUCUCCCAGAGGGUUCUUUCCACCCAGGAGGCUUAUUUGCUAGUGUUGGACAAGUGGGUAAUAUGGGUUUUGGCAUUUCACCUAAUUCACCAAAUUCUCGAGACAACAAUGGUGGAUUCAAGGUACCUUACACAGAUUUAUAUGUCAAAUAUGUAUCUUCCCCAGAGGGUUUUCGAAUUGUUGGUGUUCCAGAAUUGAUAGAUGAGGAAGGGAAUUUGAAGAAGAAGAAGGGUCGGACUAAAUUUAAAAUCAAGAUUGCAAAUCCUUCAUUGAGGAGGUUGAUAAGCGGGGCGGUUGCUGGGGCGGUGUCGAGGACCGCUGUUGCGCCGUUGGAGACAAUUAGGACACAUUUGAUGGUUGGGAGUAGUGGCAAUACGACUACUGAAGUGUUCCAUAAUAUUAUGAAAACUGAUGGAUGGAAAGGAUUGUUUAGAGGCAAUCUUGUUAAUGUGAUUCGGGUUGCACCAAGCAAAGCUAUAGAGUUAUUUGUUUACGAUACAGUCAACAAGACCUUGUCGCCGAAACCUGGGGAGCAGCCCAAACUCCCUAUCCCUGCCUCACUGGUUGCAGGAGCCUGUGCCGGAGUUAGCUCCACUCUAGUUACAUAUCCACUCGAGUUGGUCAAGACUCGGCUAACCAUACAGAGAGAUGUUUAUGAUGGUCUAUUUGAUGCGUUUAUAAAAAUAUUGCAAGAGGGGGGACCAGGAGAACUCUACAGAGGUCUCACCCCUAGUCUUAUUGGGGUAAUCCCAUACGCUGCCACCAAUUACUUUGCUUACGACACCUUACGGAAAGCGUACCGGAAAAUUUUCAAGGAAGAGAAAAUCGGAAACAUAGAAACACUUCUGAUCGGAUCCGCUGCUGGUGCUAUUUCAAGCAGUGCAACUUUCCCGCUUGAAGUGGCUCGGAAACAAAUGCAAGUUGGAGCUGUUAGUGGGAGACAAGUGUACAAGAACGUGCUUCAUGCUCUCGCUAGCAUACUUGAACAAGAAGGAAUUCAGGGUUUGUAUAAAGGGCUUGGUCCCAGUUGCGUGAAGUUGGUGCCUGCGGCGGGGAUUUCAUUUAUGUGCUAUGAAGCUUGCAAGAGGAUAUUGGUAGAGAACGAGGAAGAUGCAUAGAAGAGAUAUUUCAAAAGAAUAAAUGAAUUUGAGCAUAGUUGAAAGUGCUGUGAAUCAACCAGGGUUAGUGUACACCGGUUAAGGAAGUUCUAUGAAUUUGAGAAACUGGAGCAAAGGAUCUUCCACUAGUUCAGAAGUCAGAGAUGAGAUAUUGGAGGAAACUAAACAGUGUGUGCAAGUGGUUUUUAGCAACGAUCUGUUUAGCAUCCUCCAAUUCUCACAUGACUCUUAACACAACUCAAGCACUGUGACUCUUGGACCAGUUGAGAAGUCGGAGAUAAGAUAUUGGAGGAAACUAAACAAUGUGCACAAGUGGAUUUUUAGCAACAAUCUGUUUAGUUCCCUCCAAUUCUCACAUACGACUCUUAGCAACACAACAAAUCUUUGACCAGUUGAGAAGUUGGAUAUGAGAUAUUGGAGAAAACUAAACAAUGUAUGCAAAUGGUUUUAGCAACAAUUUGUUUAGCACCCUCCAAUUCUCACAUACGAUUCUUAACAACUCCUUCAGAGAGAGGAGAGAGAAAUGUUGGGGGACUUCUGUAUGCAAUUGAGGCUUCAAUAGCGGCCAACUAUAUAUAAGGCUUAGAUCGUUCACUAAGAGAGAUUACACAUUUCAAAUUCAGAGGAAAGCACAAAUUGAAUGA
Camellia sinensis is the source of this 2224-nucleotide messenger RNA. Its product is annotated as adenine nucleotide transporter BT1, chloroplastic/mitochondrial. NCBI's taxonomy places the organism in Eukaryota, Viridiplantae, Streptophyta, Magnoliopsida, Ericales, Theaceae. Gene Ontology annotation, biological process: transmembrane transport. The record is from RefSeq and is a predicted model, not a curated record.